ACUCGUCGUCAUGUCACUUCAUAAACCUUGUCGUGUGUGUAUACGUGAAAGGGAAGGUAACGUUAACAGAUUUUGGUCAAGUUUACCCGGAUGCAAAGUGGUUGGAAAAACGGUCCACUUAACGCCAAGUUAAAGGGACGAUUAGCAUGCUAACGUUAGCAUAUGAUACAUGAUAACGUUACGUUUCUCUGUAAGUCCGAGUAAGUGUGUUUCUUUAAUACGUUUUCAGAAUAAAUGUCACUAACGUGUUAGCUAUUCGUGAAGUCAUAUGACCGGUAGCUUCUCACAAUCUUCCCUGUGUCUCGCUCAGCAGGGAGCUGCUAGCUUAGCUCACUGUGUGUUUGUCCCGCUGUUGAGUCAACUGUCGUCAACGUUAACUGACAGAACAAAGAAAAAAAUAAAACAAAGCGAUGUCGCUGUCAUGUGUUUCUCUACACUGCUGCUGCUCAUCAGCACUUUGAUUGUUUGGCCGGGUCCAUUGCGAAAGCAGUAUUAUCACUCACCGACCAGCAUAAUGUAGGGUGUCCGACGUCCUGAAUAUUGCUGUGUUGCAUAAGUUAGGCUAACAAACACAACUAGCAAGCUAAUACUACUAGCUCAUGGCUACACGAUAAAGCAGCUAAGUUCUGAGCUAACUUGACUGACGUUAAAUAACCACCACAAAACAUGCGAGUAAAGCCAAUUGUAUCCCCAUUUACAGAGCAUUUGGGGUCACAAGCAUAGUUUCUUUAGGGUUAAAACCAUGUUUAUAAUAUGCAAGGGCGUUAAACUACCUACAAUGAUGUACUGGUUGAGUUACAGAUAAGAGGCAGUUGACUUUUUACGGUUAUGAGUCACUUUUUGCUUAACUUUAUAUUCAGUGGCAUGCAAAAGUUUGGGCACCACUGGUCAAAAUUUUGUUAACUGUGUAUAGCUAAGCAAGGAAGAGACGACCUGACUUCCAAAAAGUUUAAAGUUAGAUAUGACACAUUUCUUCAAUAGUUUAAGCAUGUUUACUUUUUAAUUUCAGUCUUAAACAGUUUCAAAAAACAAAGGAUAAGGGCCUGAAGCAAAAGUUUGGGCACAGUGCAUGGUCAGCACUUAGUAGCUUCUAAAUCACAUAUGGCCCAUGGGCCAGAACCCGGCCCGCCAAAGGGUCCAAUUCAGCCUGCUAGAUGACUAGACUAAGACAGAGUUUAUACUUCUAUGUUGAAUUGACGCAGUACCCUAUACUGUAGCUUGACAUGUACCCUCCCAGAAAUGUAACAACGCGUCACGGCGACACAGACUCCUGUCUAUUUUUGUAAGCCUAAAGGAAAUGGCCACUUAAGUACAGGCAGUACUUACUGACCCUCAUGCCGACAAGAAGUCCAGUGUAGUUUUUUAAUCCACAAAACUCGUUCAGGGUAUCGAAGGAUAACUGCCAGCCGGAUUUUUCCAUACACUUGAAGUGCAUGGAACCCACAUUUUUAAAAUGUAAUAAAAGUCUGCUAAUGCUUUUCAAAAAUGCCAGAAAGGCUUGUCCGUCGUAAUCCAAGUGCCCUGAAGCCGCGGCAUGCUAAAUUGACUUGGAAAGACGUAAUUUACUCCACUUUUAUAGCAUAAUUUCUCACAGUGGUCAGUUAGCAUGCAGGUGUGCUGUGUUUACAUGGCAACUCGCACGAGACUAGCUGAUGGCUACUGGUGGUGCUAGUUCUCGAGUCUCAUACGAGUUGCCGUGUAAACACAGCAUGCCCUGCUAACCAUUUCCCUCAGUGGAAACAAAGCUUUUUCCACAGAUAAGAAACAAUACAUUUAAACUUGAAGGAACACUUCACCCACAAAAUGAUCAUUUGUGUUAAUUACCCACCUCAUGUCACCUUGAAUUUGUGAAGAAAACAUUGUUUUUCUCGAAUGCUUCCACGGUGAACGAAGAAUCCAAAAACAGCAAACAUUCUUCAGGAAUUCAAGUACUCAGGAUCCACAUUUAACAACAACAAAACUAUACCAAAUCACCCUUCCACAAACCCUCACACAACUUACAAUCUAAUACAAUCCAGGUUUCAUUUAUCCAGUCAUAUGACUAAGCACUUUGUAUUUUUUGCUUAAGCUUUUCAGUAUGAAAAAAUUUAGCCUGGGCACACACGUUGUAACGUUUUAGUGAAAAUGCAUGUGUUUAGGUCGUACUUAGCAUAUAAAUGAGACUUGGAUUGUAUUGCAUGAAUUGUUCGAGAGUUUAUAACAAGUGUUUUGAUAUAAUUUUGCUGAUGUUAAAUUUGGGCUUCUUUUACUGAAGUUCAGCGGAUUCUUCAUACACCAUGGAGGCUUGUGAGAAGAACCGAGUUUCUUCACAAUGUCAAGGAUGUUGCGGCUUCGCUGUAAGACCAAAAAUGGGAGCCACAUAAUGCAGGGAUUGACUCAUCAGUCCUGCGUGCAAGAGCUAAAGACGAAGGUGGAGGAGCUGACUGGUAUCCCCUGUGACGUGCAGAAAAUCAUGGUCGGCUAUCCACCCUCCAGCCUUGAUCUUCGAAAUGGAGAUGCUCACCUUAAGGACUACCCCAUCAAAUCAGGAGACACACUCAUUGUUGAGGAAGAAAAGAACAAGCCAAAGCCUGCUCAGGAUCAUCCCACUGUGACUAAAGCACCACGCCUGGAAGCCUCACCCAUGCUGGCACGCCGAGUGGUCCCGGCUGACAACUCCUGCCUCUUCACCAGUGUGUAUUAUGUGGUGGAAGGUGGUGUAUACGACCCUGCGUGUGCUCCUGAGAUGCGAGGCCUCAUCGCCCAGAUUGUUUCCAGUGACCCCGCGGCUUACUCUGAAGCGGUGCUGGGAAAGACCAACGAGGAGUACUGCACUUGGAUAAGACGUGACGACACCUGGGGGGGAGCCAUCGAGGUGUCCAUCCUCUCCAAGUUUUACCAGUGUGAGAUCUGUGUGGUGGACACUCAGACAGUCCGAGUGGAUCGAUUCGGGGAGGACGCUGGCUACCACAAACGCGUGCUGCUCAUCUACGACGGCAUCCACUACGACCCGUUGCAGAAAGAAACGCCCGGCUCCGACACUCCGCCCCAGACUAUCUUCUCCACCACAGAUGACGUAAUCCUGGCUCAGGCCCUGGAGCUGGCAGACGAGGCUCGCCGCAAGCGUCAGUUCACGGACGUUAACCGCUUUGCGUUGCGCUGCAUGGUGUGCCAGACAGGCCUGGUGGGACAAAAGGAAGCUCGGGAGCACGCCAAGGAGACAGGCCACACCAAUUUUGGCGAAGUGUGAAUACUGUUUUGUCUUUUCUUCCUCUCACAAAUACAACCACCACCAACCCUGUGCCCCACGUCUGGCAACUCCGUUGGUCUGUCUGUCUGUCUGUCAAUCUGCUUGUGUGAUCCUCUACCUCACAUUGUCCAGCGACAUCUAUGGAGAAUCUGCAGACACUGUGUUCAGCCUCUAACCUGUUCAGUAUUACUUUUAACUGCUGUCAGUUCUCAUAGUCAGAAACGCUACUGCAGUGCUCCGAUGUCUUUAAAACCAUCAUUUUAGUCUGUUAGGGAUGGUUUCAAACUGUUCAAAUGGGUCAAGGAAAAUAUGCAAACUAUUCUUAGGAUUUGUUUUAAACUCUUUUGUUACUCAGCGGCUCGGUUUUAUUGAAAAACAGAGAGCAGCUGAUGUGUUUCAGUUGAUGCACCAAAUUGGUAGUACUUAGCUGUGACUGACUAAACGUGUAUGUGAUAAAACCCUGCUGUAUGGUUCUAGAAAGUUUAAAACAGCCACUAAGAAUUAUUUGCACUAUGAUGUGAUCUUAUUCACUGUUGUCUUAAGCGCAGCACACAAAGUAUGACUGUUAUUCAUCAUGUUGAUUAUGUUGUUUAUUAUGGGUUUUUCUCAUUGCAGAUGUAUGUCAGAAACUUUUCCAAUACUAAAACUUAAAAUUUAGCUAACUUUAGAUGUCUGAAUCAUUCAGCACAGCUGGAUUUUGUUGAAGUCCCCCCCUCCCGACACACUUUAAAAUAUGUAAAAAAAUAUAUAUAUAUAUAUACUCUGCUAUGGUUAAUUUUUUUUGUUUAAAAAGAUUUUCCCCGCAUGGAAAGUUUAAAAAACUCUGAAAAAAAGCUGGAAGCAGAUCUGCUCUUUCUUCCUCAAUGAAAUUAUGAGACUGGCCCCUGCCCCACUUAACUUUAGCCACUUGCGCUAGGUUAACCGGUAAAAGAACAGCGCGCAUCAAAAAGCUAGCAUUAGCGUUAAAGGAAACAUCGGAGAAAUUCAGCCAUACAUGUUUGAAUCUCAGUUAGACCCAGAUGAGCGACGUAUCAAAAUGGUUAGUGUAGCAUCAUUUUUUUGUGUCUGUUGUUCGACACAGUGUUAAUGGUUGUGAAACAAGACAAUAAUAUCUGCCAUGAUGGUGUUUUUGGAAGAUAAUGGAAUGAAUGGAAUGUUUGCUGUCAAAUGUUCACUAUGCUAAUGCUAAAUGUCGCUCUCUGACAAGUCCGCUACAUGCUGGAGGUUUUAGAUUUCUUUGCCAGUUAUGUGUUGAAUUCUGUUCCCCCGUUUACUGAUUAGGUUUGUCACUAAUUAAUGUUUGAAUCUCAGAUUGUUGUCAGUAGAGGCAUGUAAAAACACCUUUUAGUGACAAACUUUGUACAGCUACAAGUCAGAGUAGUCAAGGUCAGACAUUUUAGGGGACAUAAACAGUAGAAACACAUUUCUGAAUGGAGGGGGGCUUAUGAUGAUGAUAAUAAUGAUACGCUGGAUUCAUCUUUACAAAAAUGUGACGUUUCUUUAAAAUUACUGUGUGAGUAGUGGCCAUUGAGACUGAGGUUAUACAUUACAGUGUUGCAAAUUGUGAUCAAAAUUAGACUAAACACUCAUGUUGGACUUUUUCCCUUUUCUCUUUGUUCUGUUUUUUUCUGAUGUUUUUUUUUUUAUAUUGCAACAUGGUUUAUCAGUGAUUAUAUUUUAGAUCAGACAAAAAAAUGGUGCUGAAAACAUUUCACAAAACCUGUAGCUCUUUGUUAUUCUUCAUCGGUACGACAGUUUUUCAGGAGUGUAAUUUUUAAUUCAAGUGUGAAAUUUUCAAAUGUUAUGCUGUAAUCUUUUAAAAAUGUUUUCUUUUUUGUUUAAUAUUGCUGCAUAUUUUGGAAAACACUUUAAGCAUGAUGAGGUGUUUGAGUGUUGUUUUUCAGAUCACCAGACACGGUGAGAGGGGAGUGUACUAACUAGAAAUCUGAAACGAGUGAGUGCAAGACACGCUGUAUAAGAUGAAUCCUGCUCACUUGCAUUUACUGUUCAGGUACAGUCCACACAUUACGUGUUCAGCUAAUCCGCAUUAAGCUUUUAUCUUUGCAAUUUUGAUUUUUCAGCUUACAUUUGCAGUCCAUUUUAUGUAGUGUAUGUUGUCAAAACUACGCCAUUCUGUUCCACUGUAUGUUUUGCACAACUGGAGCAUGUUCUCACGUUUCUGCUAAUUCCUUUAAUACUCACUGCCUUGAAGGAUGAAGCAUGCACUUGUUUAUUUUAAACCACAGCUCAAAAUGUUAAAUUUGAGGAGGCCAUAAAGAUAUUUGUGGGAUUAUGUUUUUUUUCUCGAAGCCCAGAUUAUUGUUGCUUCGUGUUCUGCAGAACUAGUAUUACUACUACACAUAUCUGUGAUGGUGGUGUUGGUACUAAGUUGUUGCCAAAAAAAGAAAAUGUUACAGUGGAGGACUAGAUUGGGGCUUUCUUUUAGGUCUUUCUUGGUUCAGGCUCAGAGACGGUGUUGGGAAUUAAGCUAAAAAUCUCAAAUUAUUUCUUUGUGUUAAUGUGAAUUACUUUUUUUUCUUCAUCUGUUACUUUUAGGUAGUUUAUUUUAACAGUGAUAAUGGAUUAGUCAGCUUGCAUAAAAGUGAAACUAUGAAAUGGCUUUGUUGUAUUUUGUAUUUACCAAGUUCUCCUAACUCUUAAAGGACAAUAACAAUGAAUGUUGCACACAAAGCACUACAGAAUAACUGGAUUUACUUGAUUUUUUUUUCAGUGUUGUGUCACAAUUAAAGGUUAUAGCCGAAA
Molecule: messenger RNA, 5992 nt
Organism: Epinephelus fuscoguttatus (brown-marbled grouper)
Lineage: Eukaryota; Metazoa; Chordata; Actinopteri; Perciformes; Serranidae
Gene: yod1
Product: YOD1 deubiquitinase
Exons: 3
Coding region: 2312-3229 (305 amino acids)
Biological process (GO): protein deubiquitination; endoplasmic reticulum unfolded protein response
Cellular component (GO): cytosol; nucleus
Molecular function (GO): protein binding; cysteine-type deubiquitinase activity
Source: RefSeq, a predicted model, not a curated record